AUGUUGGGCAACGGAUCACCACUCGCACUUCGGUGGAUGAUACUCUAUCGACAAGAUCAGUACUGGAAUGAUCUCUGUUUCGCCAUUGCCCAGUACUGGGAAAUUGUGUCCUGGGCAAACGAGCAACUGGUACUCACUGGUCUGAGCGAAACUAAUUGGGUGUAUGAAGUCCAUGUGGCCUUCAAGUUAUCUGCAUUGCAAUUCGGACUGGCAUUGCUCGAUUAUCAUAACUCUCUGAAAGGAAGCAAGUUUCCACGAGGGAGGAAAGCCUUGAGCCAGAGUAAGGGACGAGAGCCUUCAUCAGGAAGCAGCGACGACACUGACGAAUUGGACGACGAAGCACUUGGAAAUGUUGUCAGUGAUGAGGAGGAUCUAUCCAAUGAGAGAGCUGCAGGUAAGAGGAAGCUACAUGCAUCCUCACUUGGAAGCAGCAAUGAAAGUGACAAUGAUGGUUCUGACGAUGAGCAUGACACUUUGAAGCGGCUGGUCAUCCAUGACAAAGACGACAUUGGUACCGAUGAAUCGGAUGAUGACCUACCUGAAAGUUCCAAUGAAGAUGAUGUAUCAAGGGGCAUGCUCAUGCAAAGCAUCACAGACAUUGACAAGGAGGAGUGGGAUCAUGAGGCGCCCGCUGGUGCUGAAGUGACGCGAGUGGACGAUGUAGAGAUGGAAUUAGUUGAAGAGUCUCGGGAUUCCUUGUCCCCCAGAGCACUUUUUGACAAGGAAUGGGCAGCAUUUGAAGAGGAACAAGAGCUUCUUCGAUCGCGGAAUGCUCCAGAGAAGUGGACCGAGCCCGUUCCUGAUGCCACUGCUGGAGAUCAUGAUAUGCACACUGAAGACUUGCACGCAUCAGUGUUUCAGGAACUUGCUCUCCAAGACGAACCUGGUCAUGAGCAGAAUGCAAUUCCGCCAGCCCCGUCGCUAGAAGCGGAGUCUUCACCUCUAACCACGGUUGAUAUGAAGCUGGAGCUUCUGUCGCCAAGCUCUUUUCCUGUGCUGCCAGUACCUCUAAAGCAAGGGUUGGAAGAUGAGGACCCAGAGGAAUCACUGGACUUGAAACAGCACAAGAGCAACAUGAUAGCAAACAUUCCAGAUCUGAAAGAUCUUAUUGAAUCGACCAGUCAAAGUCUUGCCAGAUUGAUGGGACAUCCCUUGCCACCCGACUUGGUCAAAAAUAUAGUCGACGCGGCGGACCAGUUCCACUCGAAAGGAGCAUCAACACCAGGCUUAUCCGACAACAACAAUGUCCUCGAUUGGAGUGCUCAGGAUGUCCUCGAUCUGAGCGAGCUGGAACCGGACCUGGAAGCGGAUCCAGAACCCAAGUCUUUGGAAGCGGUGGCACAGUGGCAAGACCAUAUCAAAGAGGCCUUGCAGGCAUACAUGGCAGAUCAUAACCCUGUUUGCCCCCUCCUACCUGAUGUCCACGGCGUCACGGAGCCAAGUGAUUUGUACAAGUGUGUAUGUAAUGUCAUUGACAACAACCCCACCACAGGAUGGCACUUCCUCAGUGCCAGACCCAUGCUGAGCGUGGAUAGCCUGAGGCAGUUGCUCAAGGUGAAAGGGUCAUGGCUCAACGAUGACAUAGUCAAUGUCACUCUGCGUCUCUUGUGCCAAGAGUAUCCAUCUUGGGGAAUGGCAGACUCCCUGGUCGUCACUUCGAAGAAAGCAGCACCAUGGGGAUUGAAGGCAUUGUUGAAAGAACAUACGGAAUUAAGCAAGCAGAACUUUGCUCUCCCAGUCCACCAUGACAGGCACUGGGUGCUUUUCCACUUAGAUUUCGAGACCCGGAAUACCACCCCACAGAGCUUUUGGUCAUCUUUGAAGUUGGUCGUUCCCAAUCCUGAUGAUACAUUCCAUUUCGAGAUAGCGAAGGGAGUCCCUCAACAGCAUGAUUCUAUCAGUUGCGGUGUUUACACCAUUGCCUUCGCCUGGCAUUUAAUGCACUAUGGUGUUCCUCUGUCAUCGUGCAAUGAAAUCUUGGCUUCUGUUGGGUUUGCGAACAGUUACAGAUUGGACAUUCUAUACUUUCUAGCACAGAUGUUAUCCAGGGACCGUGAGAGAAUACCCUUUGAAGACACGGACUAUGUCCCAUCUGCCCUUAACUAUGCUACCCGAUCUGGGCAUCAAACGCAGCUGCCUGUGCAUAGGAGACAACCGGGUGAUCUGCCUUUAGUUCCUCGGGCACCCUCACCCAUAAUCAUUGAGGGCAGCCCGUGCUUGAGGAAUAGGAACUGGAGGGACGCUGCACAAGGUGAAGGACUGAUUGACGCCCAGGACGAAAUGCCACUCCGGGGCGAAACUGGUCUGCAAUCCAAUGCUACUUUAACCACUUUAUCGGACCUGUACCGUGCAAGGUUCGGUCACAGUGGUGGAACAAACUCUGGGAAUGGACAGUCCUUAACGAGUUUAUCAGACUGGUUUCAUGUGAGAUUCACCGGUCAUGGAGAUGAACCCAGCUCGGGGGAUGGCCAGGGUUCGGAACAUCCGGCAGAGAGAGGCAUGGCAGCUCCUUCCUGUUCGAUGAAAAGCGGAGACCCUCAUGACCUCAGCCAUGAUGAACACCCAAACCAGGGGGACCAUGCCUGUGGACGUUCUCAAUCACCCGAUCAGAAGGACAAUGAUGGUUUCAUGUCUGGCACGAACUUGAAUGACUAUGAUCUUGAUGAGCCCAAGCCGGAUGCAUAUCCGCUGUCCGAUGGAGAGGUGGAAGCUGCCCAGAAUGGAGAUUCCUUGCCACGUCGGGAGGGGGCCGGUGGCCAUGUGGGCGCCAAUGAGCGCUUGCAUGUAGAGGACAAUCCUGAACAGGGGAACCCAGUGCCAAUCUUAAGGUGUCCAAUCAACCUGUUUAUUUGUAUGGAAAACUCCGAAGGAUCUGAACAUGCCCAAGUGGAGUAUAACAUAGGCAUGCUGGAGGGAUUCGUGGGCAAAGCCCUUAGUGCGUUGUUGAGAGGGGGAGGAAGGACUGGACAUGCUCUCCAAGGGCUGGAUCAUACCGGUUGGACAGUGUCAACCUCCACGCGACCCUUGUGUCUUCAUGAAGGUGGUGGGGAGGAUUUGUCAUUCAGGGAGAUUGGCCUCUUGGACAAGGUCCUCGAGGAGGGCACUUCACUAUACAGGACUCCCCUGCUCAAGUGCCAAAUGUGUCCUGACACAGCAAGGAUACUCGUAGAGACCGGGCUUUCACAAGAUGAGCUUCAUGUCGUAUAUAUACACAGAGCGCCAAUGUCAUUAGAAGCAGGGACUGUGGAAGCUCCUGCUGAAGCAAAAGAAUGGCAAACCUGGGACAAGUGUUUUCUAGGGACGAUCCAACUGGUGCAGAGUCUAUUUGACCCAGAGUACAACGAGCCAUUCCGGGUGUAUUUGGGGGUGACGAUUCUCAUGGCGAUCACAGAACAGAUUGGCAGCAACAAGAAAGCCUUGCACAUGGGAAAGUGGGGCAGCCUUCUGGGUGUGCUAGCAUGGUUGAAAAGCCGGACUAGUUUACACAAGGUUGAAAUCUUUGAACGUUCCCAAAAGACAUUCGAGCACUACUUCAGCUUUUGGAAAAAAGUACAGUCACUCAGACACUAUCUCAGUGCCUAUGAUUUUGGUGAGGAGGUCAAGCCACAGGACUGGCAGCGGUGGGAGAUGUUGGAAAUGAUUGCCACCUGGCAAGGUCUGCCAUCUCAGGCAGAUACUUUGACAAUGAACCCAUUGACAGAGGAAGAGCUCUUUCAUGUCAAACAACCCCUCUCUCUUUCACAUGCUGAAUUACUUUUUAAGAAUGUACUGCCCAAAAACUAG
Desarmillaria tabescens is the source of this 3783-nucleotide messenger RNA. RefSeq lists its product as uncharacterized. Lineage: Eukaryota; Fungi; Basidiomycota; Agaricomycetes; Agaricales; Physalacriaceae. Gene Ontology annotation, cellular component: nucleus. Gene Ontology annotation, biological process: proteolysis; protein desumoylation. The record is from RefSeq and is a predicted model, not a curated record. Gene Ontology annotation, molecular function: deSUMOylase activity. The transcript is spliced from 16 exons. Bases 1 to 3783 code for a protein of 1260 amino acids.